Diospyros lotus (date-plum) is the source of this 3064-nucleotide messenger RNA. RefSeq names its product peroxisome biogenesis protein 5. The coding region runs from base 257 to 2656 and encodes 799 amino acids. The transcript is spliced from 16 exons. The record is from RefSeq and is a predicted model, not a curated record. Gene Ontology annotation, cellular component: peroxisomal membrane; cytosol. Gene Ontology annotation, biological process: protein import into peroxisome matrix, docking. Lineage: Eukaryota; Viridiplantae; Streptophyta; Magnoliopsida; Ericales; Ebenaceae. Gene Ontology annotation, molecular function: protein binding.
AACCUAAAUUUCCCGGCCUAGAUAUCUGCAAACUGGAUAGGCACGUGUGCAGAACUGCAAUCACAAAUACUGAGGUCUUCGUCAUCACGCCCUGCGUUCAUACCUAACGUUAACACCGACGACUGUAAAUGGUAGACGAGGAAGAAGCACGAAGCCAAGAAGAGCUUCACGGCGAUAGAUAGAUAGGACAUUGGAUUGACAACAUUUAUCAAUUACAAUCCAAUUGGAAGGCGAAGCCGAAGGCUUCACAGAGAGCAUGGCGAUGCGCGACCUGGUGACCGGCGGCGCCGCUUGUGCCGUCGAAGGCUCCUCUUCUUCGUCGAACCCUCUCGGCGCCCUGGCCAACGCUUUGAUCGGUUCUUCGUCGAAAACUCAGGAUAAGCUGAAGGAGAUUCCCACACCAACACCUGCUACUGGGGAUCCUAGUUAUUACUCAGGAACCAACGAGCCGUUGACUACACUCCCAGGGUCAGAGUUCGAUCAUCCACCUAGUGCCCAGGGUGCAGAAUUUUUCCAGGGUUUCCGUUCUGUAGGUCAGGGUGUUUGGGAUGAGAUACAAAAUCCUCAACUUCCUCGUUUUCAGGGAAGAGAUAGCCUAAUCAAUCUUCCUCCGAUUGAACAUGGAGUAAGAGUUCCUGGCAGGUCCCAGUUGGAUUUGGAUGGGCCACCACAAAGAGUGUUGUCUGGUUUUCUUCGUUCAUUUGUUAAUAGCAGCCAAGGUGGCAUUCCAUUUCAUCCUACUCCACUUCCAGUGUUGGGACUAUCUGAAGGUGACAAGCAAUGCAUACGUGAUCGCACAAGCAUCAUGGCUCGACAUUUCUUUGCUGACAAGAGUGAGGAUUUCAUCAAUGCACAGGUAAACGCAUUGUUAUCUUCAUUGGACAUCGAUAACAAUAUGCGGGCAAGGGGGCCUUUACCUGGGAGAUUCCAUGAGCUUGAAGAGUACUGGGGUGAGUCUCAAGGUAUGCUGAAACCUGUACCGCAUGCUGCAGAUGGAUGGGUUGAUGAAUUUGUGCAGCAGAGAGUAAAUCAUGGAGACCCUAAUUCUUGGGCUCAGUCAUUUGAACGACAGCAUGGUGCCAACGGUUGGGCUUCUGAAUUUGAGCAUGAACAAUCCCAGAUAGCAUCAAUGAAUCAAAUGGGAGGUGCAAAUAUUCCGAACUUAGCUGCCAUGGAGCAGACUCGUAUGCUAGCUCACACAUUAGCUCAAAAUAAUGACCCCAAGUUCCAGAAUUCGAAAUUCCUCCAGUUUGUGUCAAAGAUGAGUCGAGGUGAACUUAUUAUUGAGGAUAAUCAAGUCAAACCAACUGUAGUAUCUGCACCUGGAGAUUGGGCUGCAGAAUAUGAACAACAGUAUAAUGAGGGAGAUGCAUGGGCUGAUCAAUUCAUGCGCAAUGAGGUUCAGCACAUGGAACCUCCUAUGGCCAAUUUUCUCAACCUUCUGAAACUUUAUCUCAAGCCUUCUUACCAGACCACUCCUGGUUUGUUGAUUCUGGAGCAACAAACCUUAUCACAUCAAAUCUCAACAAUUAUAAUGGUUGUGAUAAAGUCUCCGUUGGUACUGAUUUCUCAUGGACCAGAUAGAUGGGCCAAUGAGUUUGCUAGGGAGCGCGAACAACGUGGAUCAGUUGAUGACCAGUGGGUCAAUGAAUUUUCGAAGUUGAAUGUUCAGGACUGGGCAGAAGAAUUUGGCAAUCAGGUUGGUGAAGGGGCAUUAGGGGAGAGUUCUGAUGACUGGACUCAUGCAUAUGAUGAGUAUUUAAAUGAACAAAUAGCUGCCAAGCAACAAUCAGAAAGGGGGGUAUAUCAGUUCUCUGACAUGAAUCCUUAUGUUGGUCACACCAAUCCAUUGAAAGAAGGCCAUGAACUGUUCCGGAAGGGGCUUUUGAGUGAAGCUGUACUUGCUCUUGAAGCUGAAGUUCUUAAAAAUCCUGACAAUGCUGAAGCUUGGAGGUUGCUUGGAAUAGCCCAUGCAGAGAAUGAUGACGAUGAACAGGCUAUUGCAGCCAUGAUGCGUGCACAGGAGGUUGAACCAACAAACCUGGAAGUACUUCUUGCUCUUGGCGUGAGUCAUACGAAUGAGUUAGAACAAGCAGCUGCAUUAAAGUACCUUUAUGGUUGGCUGCACCACCAUCCAAAGUAUGGGAAUCUCACCCCACCUGAGAUGUCUGAUUCUCCUUAUUUUGCUGAUGUUGCUAGAUUAUUUGUUGAUGCUGCUCAAAUGUCACCUGAGGAUGCUGAUUUACACAUAGUACUUGGCGUCUUGUAUAACUUAUCCAGAGAAUAUGAAAAAGCCAUUGAUUCCUUUAAGGCUGCUCUAAAACUCAAGCCACAAGAUUACUCUCUAUGGAACAAGCUUGGUGCAACACAAGCUAACAGUGUCCAGAGCGCUGAUGCAAUCCAGGCUUAUCAACAGGCACUAGAUUUGAAGCCUAAUUAUGUUCGUGCAUGGGCUAACAUGGGUAUUAGUUAUGCCAAUCAGGGUAUGUACGAGGAGUCCAUUCGUUACUACGUCCGAGCUCUUGCAAUGAAUCCAAAGGCGGAUAAUGCCUGGCAAUAUCUGAGAAUUUCUUUAAGCUGUGCUUCUCGGAAUGACAUGUUCGAAGCUUGCGACUCUAGGAAUCUUGAUAUCCUCCAGAAAGAGUUCCCUCUUUGAUGGGUUUCUGUCCUUUAACCCUUUUGGGGAUAUUGUCGGAUGAUGGACUUGGGAUUCCACGUCAGAGACGAGGCCCGGGUUUGGAAGCUUCUUUGUUCUAAGUGGUCUGCUGCAGGGAAAAAGCAAUCCGGGCUUAUUUUUAUGAUUCAAUCUUUAGCGAGUUCUUAUUCCCAAGUUCAAAAUUUACAUUCUUGGUUUCUCCACGUAAAGCGUUCCCAGCCUGAUUCAUCAUGGACAUGCUAGUGACUGUACAAAUUACCUUGUGGACAAUGUUGUUACAGAAAGGAAAAAGAAAGAGGCAGCAAUAACAAACUGUUUAUAGAGAAUAUUAUGAUUCUUUCUUUUUUUUUCUUCACCCCGUGGAUCUAUCAGUUGAGUUGAAAUAAUUGGGUUCAUGUUGUGGACUUA